AUGUCUACCGGAGACCCUGGGUCCCCACUGCCGGCACCGCCACCACCGGUAUCCGCCACCAGCGUCCAGCCCCCCCGCGACCGGAUCCCGAUAAGCUCGAAGAAGACGCAAGUCACGGGCCCCGCCACCGCCGCACCCAACUAUGCUGCCGCUGCGAGUCAGAUGGCGGCUCAAACACCUGAACAACAGCAACAACAACAACAGCGUGCCAAGGCUCUGGGCAGCCUCCUACAAGCCAUGGGUGCUGUACCCGGAAACCGCAUGGAUCGCUGGGUCCAGGCCAUCUACUUCGCCGAACUCUACCCCGUCGCCACCGCCACAUCGCUGAAAUUUUCGGCCUUGAACGCGAACCGGUCCGUCGAGAACAUCUUCGAUUACGCCCUUGAAGUGACUCUGUCUCACCAGAGCGCCUCGCGAGCGACUCAUGCCGACAAGAUCGAUCUCGUGGCCUGCGUCACGAGGCUGCUAUCGCCCAUCUCUCCUAUCUGCUUUGAGCCUGGAGUUCCUCUGCCGGACCAUCUUGCGGCUUAUCAACCACAGAUCUUAGGCGUACAACAUUCAUCAAUCCUGCGUAAUGGGGCGGCUCACCAUCGCGUUACGGUUGGGUUCGUCACCGGCGAGGCACGUGACGCGGCGCUCACGACGCCCCCCGCUCUCACUUGGCGAUCGGCGAAGGCCCGCUUCGCGAAGUCUCACAGGUUCCACCAUAACAUGGUCGAGCUUCGAAUCAACGUCGGUGUUCAAGGAGUGCCCUCCAUGGAUGCCAUCAUCAAAUCGUUCCAAUCACUUGUGCAAGACCUGUCAGGCAAGGGACAUUCAUGCCAACUUGUGCAGGUUCUGCGCGUUAUCAGCGUGGACAACGCCUCGGCCUUCGCCCACGUUGCCGGAGACUACUCGGCUUUCCUACACUUCGAUGACGACUCCCUAUUCCAACGCCCCAACACGACCUUGAAGGAGAUUCUACCUUCGAGGAUCGACCUUCCCACUCGAGGCAUCCCGGUUACCGCCCUUCGCCAUGACUAUGAGAAGGAGGCGGCUUGCGGUAGGUGCCACUUUGUGGGUCACGUGGGAACCUGCGGACUGGAUCAGGAGAGGAAGCGGAAGGAGGCUCACAACGGCAUCAUCAACAGCAACAAAAACACCAUCACCCACAACACCAACAUCGCGGAGGCCGAGGCCCCCAUUCCUGUGCUGGUUGUUAACAGGAUCGCAUCACAGAAUCACUUCGCCGGGCUCGAGGUCGAGGAGGGACAGGAGGAAGAGGUAACUGGCCAGGGCGAACAGGGACCGGAGGAAUCGGGGGAGGAAGACGCUGGUGAUAAGGCGGAUGACGAGGACUCGGAGGACUCGGAGAUGGAAUCGGAGGCGGCCGCGAAAACGGAGGUCAUCAAAAUUGAAAGCGAGGACGAGUCGGUCUUGGAGGACUGCAGCGGAUCCGAUGGAGAGGUGAUUGAUGAGAAUGAGGUGAUGGCGGAUGAAAGAGGUGAAACGGAAGGAGAGGUGGCUACGGAGAUGGAGGAAGAGGAGGUGGCGACGGAGGUGGGCGAUGUGGACGAAGCGAGGGGAUCGACGAAAGCGGAGAAUGCGGAAGCGACGGACUUAGGGGAAACGAACAGGCUGGACAAUGACGACGACAGCGACGCCACAGCAACCGCCGCCACCGCUUCCCGCGAAUCGACGCCGCAUGAACCAACCCCACCUCUGUCACCCGAAACUCUCGCCAAGUCGCUACGCGAGGGGGAGGAGUGGGACAGGAUCAGAGCUAACUGGGUUGAGCAGGCACGACUUGAGCGGGACCAAAGCAUCGAGAGGAGGCUCAACGCUGAAACCCCUCUGGUGCGUCACAACUUUGCCACGUGGGACGAGGACGGUGAGAUACGCUCCAUCAACAUCAGGGGGACCGCUGCGAAGUUCAAGAAGCAGGUGAUGAAGAGGUCGCAGACUGCGGCGGACCUCAGUGACCCAAGUGACGAACCGACCGACGCCAAGCGAGUCAUCAUCAAAGGGAAGAGCCGCGUCGUGGUGAAGGAUGGAAUAGAGGGGCGGAGGGUGACGAGGUCGAUGUCGGCGGCAGCGGCGAUGCAGGUCGAGGUGACGAAGGUGGACAGAGGGAAAGGAAGAGGGGUAGCUGAGGAAAAACGAUGGUCCGACCACGAGCCCGAGGACGAUGUCCUGCCCGCCCUUCCCCUCUUUGAGGACGUCACCACCGCCAAGAGCGCCUCGACCUCGACUACCCAUUAAUGAUCAAGCACACCAUCAUCACCUGGAACGUAAGAAGGGGCAUGGGGGUCCCGGAAAAAACGACGUAAUAUCUACACCUACCUUUCCACAUUCAAAGCUUCCGCGAUUCUCUUACAAGAGCAUUUCAUCAGACCACAAUUCUGGCAGCUCAUCAAGGACGAGUACGAGGGCAAGCUCUUCAUCAACCAGCACUGCCUGACCCUGAUCCCGGCCGACUCGCCCCUGAUCGACGCCGAGCUCUUGCGCACCCACUCGGCACUCGACGGCCGGCUCCUCGUCACCUCCUUUCGUCUGCGGGGCGACAUCAAAAUUCUAGAAAUCAAUAACCUCUACGCGCCCGUUGACCCAAAACAACGAGCAAAAUUCUUCGACAAACUGAUCCUCCACAAAACACAGAAAUCCCACCUCCGACUCCUUGGCGGCGAUCUCAACGACUGCCCGCGCCCAGAAGUCGAUCGGCGGAACCAAAGUCGGCGCGGCCACCACUGGCCGAUUCUGAUGGGCAAGCUCGACUCGGCCUACACGGACUGCAUCCGCUACAAGCACCCCAUCACCCCAUCUUUCACUCGACCUAAUCCCAAUCGCAAGCGACCCAACUCCUUCUCCCGGCUUGACUACUUUCUCCUACAAAGAGCUCACCAAAAAAGGCUCGACCAGGCCUCGACGAUCUACGACUAUCCCAAGGAUCUUUCCGAUCACCGACCGGUCUUGAUCGUACUGGCUCUCUCAGACGAUCUUGAUGCGGCUCUCCCACAGCUCAGCCUACCUACCACAUCCAACCAACUACAUCGAAUCAAUACCACAACCUUCAAGACGGUGGAAUUUCAGCGGAUGAUGGAAGGAUGGUUGGAAGGGGCAAGCGGGGAGGAUCCGGUGCGAGAGCUUGAGGAGGUUCUGGAGGCGUGCAGGGACAGGGGUGGGGAGAUGGCGAGGAGGCUGCAUCGGGAGCGGACGGAACGGAUGGAGUAUUUGGUGGGGAGGGUGCAGGAUCUGGAGGCGUUACCGGUAUGGGGGGAGGCGGAAACGGCAGAAUGGACAAGGACGUCCGAGGAACUCAAGCGGGCGGUCGAGGAGCGCGCGCGCCUACUCCGGAUCCGAGCCCACGUCCCCGAGAUCGCUUCCGAGGAACGACUGUCGCGGCCGGUCCACGCCAAGCUCGCGGCGCGGAACUCGGACUCCAAGAUCACAGCACUGCGCUUGGGCAACGGAGAGCUAACGCAUGACAUUGAUGUCGCUCUUGACCACACGCAGGCGCAUUUCCAGCGCCUCUACCACAUCGAGCCUCGUGAUCCGGAACGCGUCGACCGACUUCGGGACGAACUCCUCGUGCCGAUCAGGGCGGCACGGACUUGCGACGACCCGCGCUCAGAUCCGCUCUUUCUGCGCCGACUCUCGGAAGCGCAGAUUGAUCUCCUCCAGCAACCCAUCACCGAGGACGAGGUCGUGGCCGCGAUCGGGACGACGCACCCGGGGCGAUCGCCGGGCCCGUCGGGCGUGCCUUACGAACUCUAUCAGACCGCACCGGAGGCGUGGUCCAAGGUGCUGACCAAGGCCUACAACGCGAUGAUCGAGCGCGGUUCACUCUCUCCCAAGCAGGGCCAGGGACUCGUGCGCCUCAUCUUCAAGCGCCACAAGAAGAAUGCCGAUCGCGCCGAACUCUCGUCGUAUCGCCCCAUCACCCUGCGCGAGUGCGAUUACAAGAUUUUUACCAAGGUCUACGUCGCCCGAUUGAACCAAAUUCUGCCCGAUCUCCUCCCGCCGCAGCAGCACGGCUUCGUCAAGGACCGCCGAUCGGCCGACGCUGCACUACACCUUCGUCUCCUGAUCGAGGAACUUGGCGCGCGCAGGACCGAGUUCCCCGCGGCCGCGCUCUUGUCUCUUGACCAAUCAUCCGCCUACGACCUCGUCGAGCAUGACUGGAUCUUUGCCAUUUUCGACGCUCUGGGCGUUCCUACCACCUUUCUUCGCGUGCUGAGGAUGCUCUACUCGGGUGACUCGACCUCGGCGCGCUACAUCAUCAAUGGGUUCCUGACGGCGCCGGUGCGACUGACGUGUGGGCUCGGCCAAGGGGACCCGGCGUCAUCGUCGGUCUGGGACAUCGUGUUUCAGCCGUUCCUGGAUGCUCUACACCGUCGAAACAUCGCGCUGAAUCUCUCCAUACCUGCACUUCAUCCGUACCCACAGAGCCGCGCCAUUACAUCACUUGCAUUUGCCGAUGACGUUGUCGUCGCCGUCGCGGGCUUGGAGUCACUCAACUUGCUCGAUGACCUGGCGCUCGACUGGAGGCAUGCAACGAAUGGCCGGCUCAACACGGACAAGACGGUCGUCCUACCGAUUGGACGUCGCUGGGACCCUGGGGAACGGCCAAUCGUCGUCAAGGCCGCAGGCGAGUCGCUCGAGUGGAUCGGCCUCCCCUUCGACCCCAGCGGCGACACCGAACUCGCCUACGCGAAUCUCAUCGAACGGCUCGAGGCGACGCUGGAAGCGGUUCAGCAUCGCUGGCUCACGCACCACACCCGUGCCUUUUACGUCAAUCGGUACGCCAUUCCCAAGAUCCUGCAUUUCCUUGCAGCCGACAUCCCGCCGCCCGAAGUCGUCAAGAAGCUCGAUGACAUGCUCGUCGAUUUCGUCCGUGGGGGCAAGGGCAGGACCAGCUACGGCAGAGACAUUGUGUUCACCGCCAAGAACAAGGGGGGACUCGGGGUGAUAAGGAUGCGGGACGUUGUGGACGCGGUUGCGGCACGGCUCUGGGACGUUCUUCUCGGCGGUUCCGGCGCGAUUUGGCAAGGACUUGCGCGCGCAGCACUCCAGCGAGCUCAGCCCGACCUCGACCUGGCCACCGAUCUCUGGCCACAUCCAUCCACUCCCAUCCCCAACGACCUUCAUCCCCGAUGGCACGCCGCACUGGGCGUUCCGAAACUUCACGACGUGCAGGUCAACCCGAGGGCCUUGACCACCGCGAACCUGCUCGCGCUGCCCACCCUGCUCGGCAGCCUCCACACCCCCAUCAGAGGGAGACAGACCAUCGACGCGGUUCAUGUACCUGACUACCUUCGUCUCCAGGGCUACCCGAAGGUGGCGGAUCUCUAUCGGCGCGAGUUGUAUGCGGGUGGGGGGUUUCACCUCUGGACGCCGCCGGCGGAUGUGCUCGGCGACAACAGCGAGUACGAUCGACGCGGGCUCCCGCAGCGACUGGCAAUCGCGGCCUGGUACCGGUUCACUGUCGAUCGACACAAGAACACCCCCUUGGCGGCGGCGGUGGCGGCGGGACGACUCAACGUGCCUCCCCGGAUCGGCACCAGCGCACCACUCGAGGCGAUCAUCCCCAAGCCCGUGGCCCGCUUCGCAAUGGAGCAGCGCCUUCCGGACCCGGUGCUUCCACAACAGGCGAGCCAGUAUACGCUGCUGAACAUGGCUCGCCCCUACACAGUCCGUCGCAUCCGCCGGGUCCUGAACGCGAAGGCAUUUACCAACAUGCUCGGGCUCAAGGGACCACCGCAGCCGGACGACCUCAGGAGCUUCUGGAAGGCAGUCAACUCGAAGGCACUGACAGCGAGGGAGAGGGAAGUUUGGUUCAAGCUGAUCCUCCGCUUCACCCCGACGCGCAAGCUCCAGCACGAGCAAAAGCAUGUCACUUCUCCCGCGUGCCUCGUGUGCGAAGCGCCGGUGGACGACACCGAUCACUACUUCUUCGGCUGCGUCGACUCGCGGAACGUCUGGACCGCGGCAAGGGGCGUGCUCUGCGACGCGCUCGGAUGCGACACGAUCGAGGACGCCGAGUACACGACACUACAACGACUCUUUGGCCUCCCCAAGCUCAAGGCCAAGCUCAGCGAACAGGAAGGCGCAGGCAGGACGAUCGAGAUCUUCACGGGGAUGGUCUUGGAGAUGAUCAGCAGUGGGAGAUGGAGGAUGCAGAAGCACGGGACGAGGAUGGAAAGCCUGGAGCGGAGGAGGGUGGUACUGGAGGAGAGGAUGAAGUUGAGGGCGGGGGGAGCAAGGGGCGGGCGAGGGCAGUAG
Molecule: messenger RNA, 6261 nt
Organism: Microbotryum saponariae
Lineage: Eukaryota; Fungi; Basidiomycota; Microbotryomycetes; Microbotryales; Microbotryaceae
Source: the annotation of a GenBank genome assembly